AUGACCAACCUCCGAGACGAAGGCCCCGGCUCCGGCCUCGACCCUGUAGUCGUCGUCGACUUUGGGCUGGGUAUCUUCAGUGAGGCGGACAGCCAGUUCCGCUUCAACUCGGACGGCAUCUUUACCCCUCGCGAGACGGCCGUUCUGGUCCGCUGCUCCCUCGUCGACGUGGUCCACGGUCAGGCGACCCCGGACGACGACACGCCCUGCACGCUCCUCGUUUUCGACUUCCAGCUCGACCGCGUCAAGGCAUCCCGCACGAUACACCAGGCCAUCAUCAGCCUCGUCCUCCCCGAGGGCGUCCGCAUCCGCAAGGGCGGCCUCGGCCCCGCCGGCAAGGUCUCGUUCGACCCGCAGUCGCAAAGCGUCUCGAGCAGCACCGAGGCCAGCCUCUCGGCGGGCUUCAGUCAUGGCGGCACGCUCGAGGGAGGCGUCACGCGGGGGGAGUCCGUCAGCAUGGACACAACACACUACGCUACCGUUAUGGGCUGGACAACACGACACCCCAAGGCGCGGCCGCACGACCCGCGGCCGCACAAUUGCGCCAGGUGGGCGCUGCACGAGAACCAGGCGCGGAAGGACGGCGUGCCGCCACACUUCCGCGCCGCGGUGCUGUUGGAACGAGGUAGGGGGGCCGACGCGGACGCGGACUUCAACGUCGAGGUGGACGUCAGCGCCAAGGUCGACCUCAAGACGGCGUUCGAAGACUUUACGCUGUUGCUGGGCGAGGCGCCGCGGGGAUGCCUGCCCAUCAAGCCCCGGGACCCGGGGACGCACAACUUGCGCGAGUACGACGCGGCACGGCUGUCGAGCCAGGUUGGCGACCUAUGGAGGCUGUCAUCCGGCGCUCUAGAGACGGCGCAGUUCUCGAGGGACUUUGUGUAG
This is a messenger RNA of Colletotrichum destructivum, 885 nucleotides long. RefSeq lists its product as uncharacterized. The coding region runs from base 1 to 885 and encodes 294 amino acids. Lineage: Eukaryota; Fungi; Ascomycota; Sordariomycetes; Glomerellales; Glomerellaceae. The record is from RefSeq and is a predicted model, not a curated record. The transcript has a single exon.